CAUUGUUGACGACCGUUUCAGUUAUAUGGUUCACCGUUUUGUUCUGUUUUAUAUUUUUAUCAUAUUUAUGUGUGAUUAUUGGCUAGUUUUAGUUAUAAAUUGAUUUACCGAGGCUCUUGUAUCAUAUACUUGCUAAAAUUCUGUUCUACCAGUGAUAAUACUACAGAAAGCAAUGGAAAUCAUUCCCAAUAAGUUUAUGCAGCACCGAUUCGAUCGUCAGAAACACGAAAUUGAAUCGUUUGUGGUGCGAAUCUACCGGCACAAUCUGAUCAAGGAUGGUGGCAUCAUAAAGAAGAAGCUCCGGGAAAAGCUGCUGGAGGAGAUCCGCUUGCGACGUAUCACCCGGGUCAAAAUGGACGAACUGGGCUGGGUGCUGAUGAAUCACGGUUUGAUAACGCGGUCCGCAACACUGAAGCAACCGGAACAAGGCGAAGGCGACGAUGAGGAAGGUCCGAAACAGUUCAAGUUCAACAUGGAACGGUUGAGGGACUUACUGGAGAAACACGAGCAACGGCUUCACGACGAGCUGAUUGCCAAGAAGCAGGACAAACGGUCGCUGGCCCAGGAGGCGAUGCUUGCGAACAAUGAAGCCCUUAAAGAAAUCCGGAAUAUGCUAGAAGCAAAGCAGCCACUAGCGAAAAUCUCGUACAUCACGACAGUGGAACGUUUGCUGAAACACAAUCAGGAACCGUCGUCGCGAAGAUGCUUCGUCUGCCGGAAAAGCUUUCUCUCACCGGAGAUCUAUUCGAAACAUUUCGAAACCGUGCACGGGGAAAGCUUCCGGAUCGUUCCGUCAGUUGAUAGCUUCGAAACGGGCCAAAAACUAGACGUGGUGCAGCACUACGACGCCGUGAGUCCGGUCACGCUGUUCACGAUUCGGAACGCGUACCACAUGGCCUUGCACAUCGAUUGUGUGCAUCUGUACCACUCGACCAAGCAGCUGAUGCCGGUCAAUCGGGACGUUUGGCCGAUCACGAUCAACCCGGGCGACAGCUACAAGUUCUCCAUCACCACGGGAAUGUUCCUGGUGGCGGAGUAUGACUACACCAUUCUGGUGCAGCUCAGCCGGAUACUGGAGUACGUGGAGCAGUACCACUUCCGGGUGUUGAAGGCACCAGUAGAGCUGCGAGUGACGGAGGAUCCGAUCGUGUUGGGUAAGCUGAAGGAUUACCUCCCUCCGACGGAGCUGGUCGCCGUCUUUAAGAAUAAUUUUGAGAUGGCUGAUUCGUUUACUAAGAAGGAGCGCGAACUAUGCGACAGUAUCCAAUCGUUCAUGCAGGUCGAGGAGACCAGUCGACUCAAUGCUACCAACUACGUUGAGAUGCUGCAGCUGAUGAACAACAUCGAGGACUACAACGUGAAGCACGAACUGUCUCGCUACGAUAUGGAGGACGUCCAUCUCAAACCGUGUGGUCCUAAACGAUUCUACAGCCUCAGGCUGGCUCAGUUCAGUACGGCACCGAAAUCCUUGGUGGAAGGUGACUACAUCGAGCUGACCUACACGCGCCCGAACAAAUCGAUCAAAACCGUCAUCGGCGUGAUUUCGCAGCUCUGCGCCAACAAGGUGCUAUUCGAGACGGAGGAACCGCUCCGGUACGAUACCAAGUGGCGUAUGAAGUUCAGUCCCAACCGAACGCCCAUCCGGAUGGAAUAUCAAGCACUGGAGAUGGUGGAAAAGCAAGGCUUGAGUCCAUUCUUCUUUCCCACGAAGAUGACGGACGAAAAGGUCAUGCCAUUCGACAGAAAUCAAAUCGAAUGGUUCAACACUAAUCUGGCCGGCAACGACGAACAGCAAACGGCCGUAGUGAACAUCAUCAAUGAGACGGCUCGUCCUUCGCCGUUCAUUCUGUUUGGACCACCCGGAACGGGUAAAACCUCAACGUUGGUCGAAGCGAUCGCACAGAUUUGGAAGCUCAAGCCGGAUGCUCGGAUUCUCGUGACGGCGUCCUCCAAUUUCGCUUGCAAUGAACUGACCGAACGGCUGCUGAAUAUCAUCCCCAAGGAGGAUAUUCUCCGGUUCUUCUCCAAGCAAGCCGAACGAAUGAUGGCGGAUAUGCCAUUCCGUUUAGUCGAGUGUUCCAAUCUAAACACGGGAACGUAUCGACUGCCUUCCAAGGAGGAAUUGUACGGAAGACGUAUCGUUAUCAGCACUUUGACGUCCGCUGGUAAAUUGGUCCAGGCCCGGAUCAAACCCAAACAUUUCACGUUUGUUUUUAUCGAUGAAUGCGGAAGUGCUACGGAAGCGUCCGCUCUGGUCCCGAUUGCCGGAAUUAUUACAACGCAGAAAUCGAUCAACGGUACCAUCGUUCUAUCCGGCGAUCCAAAGCAACUCGGUCCAGUAACCCGUUCGGACUUUGCCGCCAGCAUGGGAUUACGCAUCUCCAUGCUUGAGCGUUUAAUGAAUCUUCCACUGUACCAGAAAGAUCCGGAGACCAACCGGUACAACGCUAAGGUCAUAAUCAAGCUCCUUCGGAACUAUCGUUCCCACGAGGCCAUCUUGAGCUUCUCCAACGAACGGUUCUAUCAGAAAGAACUACAACCCUGUGCCUCGCCAGACGACGUCGAUUGGGCCCUCGGAUGGCCGGAACUUCCUUCGGCCCGAUUUCCAAUCAUCUUCGAGUCCACCAUGGGCAAAUUGGCCCGGGAAAAAGACUCCACCAGUUACUACAACCAAAAGGAAAUUGAACUGGUAGAAUUCUACACCCGGCAGAUUCUCUCCGACGGAAUCAACGGGCGAUCCAUCGAGCAGGCGGCCAUCGGGGUCAUCAGCCCAUAUAAGAAGCAGUGCAUCAAGCUGAAGCAAAUGUGCCAGCGGCACGGUUGGAACGAGAUCGACGUCGGUUCCGUGGAGGCCUUCCAGGGUCGCGAGAAACCGAUCAUGAUCCUGACCACGGUGCGGUCCGGUGCCACCGGGGUCGGUUUCCUGAGCAACGUCAAACGGUUGAACGUAGCCCUGACGCGCGCCAAGGCAUUGCUCGUUGUGAUCGGAAAUCCGGAAACCCUACAGCAGGAUCCGAACUGGUUCGAGUUCAUUCGGUAUUGCUUCCGGGCGGGUGCGAUCCGAGGGGUGAAGUUCGAGCUGGACGAGAAACAACACCAGGUGAAGGAACUCGACGCAAAGGAUGCGUACCUGACGUUGAUCCAGGAGAAGCUCGACAAUAUCAUCAAGCAUAUGGAGGCGGUCAAGAUGUAAGAACGGAUGGAAGUGUGAUAUUUUUACUAACAAGUCCUAAACGGUGCCGAAGUAGCUUUUUUAUUUUUACUCUUUUUAUAACUGUUGUUUUGUACUCUAUUGUAAGAAUUAUUUUUGAAUAAAUUUGUAGUGUGAAG
Molecule: messenger RNA, 3330 nt
Organism: Aedes albopictus (Asian tiger mosquito)
Lineage: Eukaryota; Metazoa; Arthropoda; Insecta; Diptera; Culicidae
Product: putative helicase MOV-10
Exons: 6
Coding region: 173-3193 (1006 amino acids)
Biological process (GO): regulatory ncRNA-mediated post-transcriptional gene silencing
Cellular component (GO): cytosol; P granule
Molecular function (GO): RNA binding; 5'-3' RNA helicase activity; ATP hydrolysis activity
Source: RefSeq, a predicted model, not a curated record